Messenger RNA from Lycium ferocissimum, 976 nucleotides. Its product is annotated as heat shock 70 kDa protein, mitochondrial-like. The transcript has a single exon. The record is from RefSeq and is a predicted model, not a curated record. Gene Ontology annotation, biological process: protein refolding; cellular response to unfolded protein. The annotation marks the transcript as partial. Gene Ontology annotation, cellular component: cytoplasm; mitochondrion. Gene Ontology annotation, molecular function: ATP binding; heat shock protein binding; misfolded protein binding. Lineage: Eukaryota; Viridiplantae; Streptophyta; Magnoliopsida; Solanales; Solanaceae.
UUAUUUCAGGUGUUCUCUACUGCCGCGGACAACCAAACUCAAGUGGGCAUCAAGGUAUUACAAGGUGAACGUGAAAUGGCAUCUGAUAAUAAGCUUCUAGGUGAAUUUGAACUCGUUGGUAUUCCUCCGGCCCCAAGGGGCAUGCCCCAGAUAGAGGUCACGUUUGACAUAGAUGCAAAUGGAAUGGUCACUGUGUCUGCCAAGGACAAGGCUACUAACAAAGAGCAACAAAUCACCAUUCGUUCAUCUGGUGGUCUAUCAGAGGAUGAGAUAGACAAGAUGGUCAAGGAAGCUGAAAUGCAUGCCCAGAAGGAUCAAGAGCGCAAGACGCUUAUUGAUCUCAGGAACAGUGCAGACACAACCAUAUACAGCAUUGAAAAGAGCCUGAAUGAAUACAGGGAAAAGGUCCCCAAGGAGGUGGUUACAGAAAUUGAGACAGCUGUUUCGGACUUGAGAGCAGCAAUGGGGACUGAAAACAUUGAUGACAUCAAGUCAAAGCUUGAUGCAGCAAACAAAGCAGUCUCAAAGAUUGGCGAGCACAUGGCUGGCGGAAGUUCUGGUGGUGCAUCUGGAGGUUCACAAGGAGGAGAUCAACCACCAGAGGCUGAAUAUGAGGAAGUGAAGAAAUAGAUUAGUCUAGGCAAAAUUGAAUAGUGCGUGAGAGAGACGGGGAGGGAGUUAUAGAUCUACUUCUGAAAAAUGAGUUUUUUUUUUUUCCAAUCUCAUCCCUUCCUUCCAAGUACUUUAUGUCCAGGCUCGACACUGACUGUACUAAACGGUCUUGUGGUGAUGUGAAUUUCUUAGCAUCUAGACUUUCUUAAGUAGACAGGUGAGUGUAUUUUUUGCCAAAAAUUCGGUGUUGAAAUCGACCAAACAAUGCUUUGUUUCCACAAUAAGAUUAUACUGUGCUGUCACCACUUUUGGCCUGCUUGAUUCGUUACUGUUUGUAGAUGUUUCUGCCUCUGAUUUAAGGCCA